GUGUAUGGCACAGCCCAUCUCUGGCAUUUCUCCAGGUCCAGGUCUGUUUUAGUGCUGUCCAGGGGUCAAAAACUGACCAUACCUCCUUCUGAAGCGCUCACAGUCCGGCCUGCCUCCCCGAAGCCAUGCAGGACUCCGAAACUCUGCUCAAACUUCUCUACUGCGUAGGUAUCAUGCAGCAAGUGACCUUAGUAUUGGGUGACCCCACUCAAGGUGACCUCAACUGUCCUGAACACAAAUCUCACUGUGUCCAAGAGUCACAGGAAAAAGACGUGGGAAAAGGAGCAAAUGUUGCCAUCUCUGGUUCUGCCUCUGUUGCAAUGGUGGAAAUUGAGGAUAAAAAUAAAAAAGUGAGCCAACAUAUGAUGUCAUUUCCUUCGUCACCUGAUGAUUUAAGUGUACCAGGGGCAAUUUCAGAUUCGCAGACUCUAGCAAGUGGAUCUUUGGAAAGAUUACCUAACCUAGAGAUGGUAACAUUGAGGUGCCUAGCUGAUACUACAUAUGAAACGGAAUCUGAAUGGACUGAAUCAUCUGGUUUUUACCAAGAAAAGGCAAUUGAAGAGUCCACAGGGGUGCUUGACCCUGAACGCAAGUCUCAACCUCGGACCAUGAGGGCGAGAAAUAUUAAUUCAACAGCACGUGGAUACGUUCCACAAUCUGAAGAGUCUUUCAAGAUGAGCACUGCAGUCAAAUCAGAGGUCAAAGGUCAAACCAAGAAGGAGCCCUUGCCGACAGCACAGUUAUCUGUUUCAACUCUGAAGAACAGUACAGCCUUUUCAAUGAACACAGCCACAAAUGUCCCUCUGACUGAUAUUUUAGAUACAGCCAAUGACAAGUCACUGACAAAAUCCAUUGAGGAUUCAAUCACAAGUGGUUCACCUCAAAACCUGACCAAUGUAACGGAAACCAGCACCGGCAGCACCUCUGUCAGUAAAGUAAAGUCACAGGAGAAGAAUAAAGAAAUCAGAGUGACUUUCAACCCUGGGGAAGCUAGUACUGCACUGAGAGAGAGAGAGCAAGAAAAGAUAAAAGAUACAGAUGAGACUUCACAGAUUAGACGUGAACAAAAAGCAUCUGUGAAUGGAGAAUCAGAAACUGAUGAUUGUUAUUCAGGUGCUAUUGCUGCCUGUCCAGGACGUCCUACCACUGCACCAAGUACAACAACAGAGAACCACUCCAAUCAGAUGCACAGAAACAUACACAGAGAAGGAAGUCUAGUACGAACACUGGGUUUCAGAGGGCCAAGGGGGUAUCCAGGCCCACCUGGCUUACCAGGCCCUCCAGGUGAAAAAGGAGACAAAGGCUACGCAGGAGUGAUGGGCCGGACGGGCCGCACAGGGGACAGAGGACCGCUUGGACCCCCCGGCAUGCCAGCUAUCAUAGUCUGGGACACGUCAGAAGAGGAGUGGCAGGUGUUCAAGAACAAGAAAUUCUACAAAAAACUACUGUCAUUGUGGCCGAGAGUGAAGGGAUUACCCGGACCUUUGGGACCACUUGGAGAUCCCGGACCACACGGCCCCCCUGGAGUUCCAGGCAAACAGGGGAGGAAGGGAGAGCGAGGGAAACCUGGAAGAUCAGGAUCUGUUGGAAUGCCAGGACCACCUGGGAGAUCAGGACCAGAGGGCACAGCUGGGAAGAAUGGGGAGACGGGCCAACCUGGAGCACCUGGGGAGGAUGGCCCAAAAGGUUAUGAGGGAGAGAAGGGCAGUAAAGGGGAGCUGGGUGAGUGGGUAAGAAUGACCAGGUUUUUUUUGUGGAUAAUACCAUAGCUAGGCAGUCAUGGAAUCUGUGUCUGCAAAA
Messenger RNA from Rhinichthys klamathensis goyatoka, 1800 nucleotides. RefSeq names its product collagen alpha-3(V) chain-like. The transcript has 12 exons. NCBI's taxonomy places the organism in Eukaryota, Metazoa, Chordata, Actinopteri, Cypriniformes, Leuciscidae. The record is from RefSeq and is a predicted model, not a curated record. The coding region runs from base 126 to 1769 and encodes 547 amino acids.